UUUCACUGAUGGAGAUGAAACCUCCUAUUUCCCGAGCAAAAAUGAUUCUCAUCACAAAAGCUGCCAUUAAAGCUAUUAAGCUCUACAAGCAUGUUGUCCAGAUUGUAGAGAAGUUUAUCAAAAAGUGCAAACCAGAAUAUAAAGUCCCUGGAUUGUACGUUAUUGACUCUAUUGUUCGUCAGUCUCGUCACCAGUUUGGAACGGACAAAGAUGUUUUUGGGCCAAGAUUCUCUAAAAAUAUUACUGCCACAUUCCAGUAUUUGUAUCUCUGUCCAUCUGAAGACAAGAGUAAAAUAGUCCGUGUCCUGAACCUUUGGCAGAAAAAUGGAGUGUUUAAAAUUGAAAUAAUUCAACCUCUUCUGGAUAUGGCAGCAGGAACUACUGCCACUGCACCAAUGACAGAAAAUGCUACUAACAAUGAAGGUUCGCCGCCCCCUCCAGCAAAGGUUCCUUCGGAGCCCCCUCAAGUUACUGCUAACUCAGUACCUAGUGUGCCACAGUUGCCCAGUUCUGAUGCCUUUGCAGCUGUAGCUCAAUUGUUUCAAACAACACAAGGACAACAGCUUCAGCAAAUUCUUCAGACUUUUCAACAGCCUCAAAAACCCCAGUCACCGGUCAUAGAUAACACUGUGAUGGCUCAGGUUCAAGCUAUUACUGCUCAGUUGAAAACUACAGCAGCACAACCGCCAGAACAAAAAGCUGCUUUCCCACCGCCUGAGCAAAAAACAUCAUUUGACAAAAAGCUGCUAGAUCGGUUUGACUAUGAUGAUGAACCAGAAGCAGUGGAAGAUUCAAAGAAAGAAGAUUCAGCUCCUUCUCCUUCAGUUUCUCAGCCAGCUUUGACCUCUCUCUCAUUCAGUGCACAGGCUGGAUGGUGCUCAAUACCUGGUGGAUUUCCAGGAGAAGGUAUACAACAGCCAGUAUUUCCUCAGCUCCCAAAUAUGGAUCCUUUUCAGCAGCGAAUGAUGGGAAUACAACAGGAUCCAAUGCGUCACCAGGUUCCGCUUCCUCCUAAUGGGCAAAUGCCAGGUUUUGGUCUCUUGCCUACCCCACAGUUUCCACCCAUGGCUCAGCCUGUGAUUCCGCCAACAGCACCUGUGCAGCAAACUUUUCAGUCUCCUUUUCCAGUACAGAGUGAAUCACACAUGCAAAAACCACAUCAGCAGGAUAUGGAAGUGGAACAGCCACCUAUUCAAGAGGGAAAACGGCAUGUUUCUGACAACAGAAAGUCAAGAUCUAGGUCUGCAUCAAGGUCACCUAAAAGGAGACGUUCAAGAUCUGGCUCCCGAUCUCGAAGGUCACGUCAUCGUCGAUCUCGAUCUCGGUCCAGGGAUAGACGCCGACACUCUCCUAAGUCUCGGUCACAAGAAAGACGUGAACGUGAGAGGGAGAGAGAACGCAGGUCAAAAGGCCUUCCUCAGAUCAAGUCAGAAACUGUUAGUGUUUGUAGUACUACGCUUUGGGUAGGACAACUUGACAAAAGGACAACUCAACAGGAUGUCGGAAGCCUUUUGGAGGAGUUUGGCCCGAUUGAAUCAAUAAAUAUGAUACCGCCUAGAGGAUGUGCCUAUAUUGUAAUGGUUCACAGACAAGAUGCUUACCGUGCCCUACAAAAACUGAGCCGAGGAAACUUCAAAGUCAAUCAGAAAUCUAUAAAGAUUGCAUGGGCUUUGAAUAAAGGAAUAAAGCCAGAUUACAAGCAGUAUUGGGAUGUAGAAUUAGGUGUUACUUACAUACCAUGGGACAAAGUGAAACCUGAAGAUCUUGAAAGUUUCUGUGAAGGAGGAAUGUUGGACAAUGAAACUCUUAGUCCAGAGUGGAAAGGCAUUCCCAAGAAGUCUGAAAAUGAAGUAGCUCAAAAUGGAGGUGCAGAAGCUACACAUAAUGAACCAGUGUCACCUAUACCUAAAGCUUUACCUGUUCCAAUUCCUGUUCCCAUGCCUGCACCAAUAACAGUACCUCCUCCACAG
Messenger RNA from Fulmarus glacialis (Northern fulmar), 1970 nucleotides. Its product is annotated as splicing factor, arginine/serine-rich 15-like. NCBI's taxonomy places the organism in Eukaryota, Metazoa, Chordata, Aves, Procellariiformes, Procellariidae. The record is from RefSeq and is a predicted model, not a curated record. Gene Ontology annotation, cellular component: nucleus. The annotation marks the transcript as partial. Gene Ontology annotation, molecular function: RNA binding; RNA polymerase II C-terminal domain phosphoserine binding. Gene Ontology annotation, biological process: negative regulation of termination of RNA polymerase II transcription, poly(A)-coupled. The transcript is spliced from 16 exons.